UCUCAGAACAACCUCGGCCAUCGACUGUAGCAGCAGCAAAACGCAUGCUGAGGGUGAAAAUUUUCCAUACAUAACUGGAAAAAAGCGAGAGGAAGGUGAAUUCAGUGUCCGUGCAGUGUGAAGCGAACGGUUCUCGGUACGUGGUGAUCGAAUAUUCUGUGAAUCAGCGCUCGGACGUGUGAAAAUCGGUGAUCAGAUCCGGCGGACGUCGGAACUCGUGUUUUGGCCCGCACGAGUUCGAUUCGCUGCUGCUGAGCCAGGAGUUAUCGAGAAGAAGAGUGUGUUGAAUCAGAGAAGCAGAAGCAAAGAAGGAAGAGGAAGAAGAAGUGAAUAGCAGUAGCAGCAGAAGUGUCGAGUCGAGUUGAACGAAGAGCUGCUCGCUCGCUGCUCUGCUGUGUGUGGUGUGUGCAAAGUGCUAAGGUGUGAGGAAGGAAAAAUUCACCUUUUUCAACAGAGGAAAAUUAAACCUGCAAACGGAAGGAUUUUGUGGAUAAAACCUAACGAUGUCGACGCUGCACUUCGUGGUGCAUCCGCUGCCCGGAACGGAGGAUCAAUUAAAUGACAGAAUCCGUGAGGUGGCGGACAAAAUCAACAAGUACGGUGUCCAAACGCUACCGGCGCUUCAGUCGCUCAAAGUGCCCGUAAAACAGAUUGUGGUCGGUCCGGCCCAUCUCGGCGUGCUGCUCGAAGAUGGCCGUGCGUUUCGCGUAGCUUUCUCGAUCAUUCCGGAGCGGUUGGAUCUGAGCAAACAGGACGCGAACAAGACCAGCGGUGGCAAUGCGGGCGGCGGCAGCGCGGCCAGUCAGUCAAACAACAACUCCAAGAAUUCACCCGCCUCGAGGCAAUGCCGUUCGCGGGCACGAAUCAUGCGCACGAGCAGUUCGGUCCGCGGCGGAAGCAGUUCACAGGGAUCCGGAUCGCGUAGUACUGGAGUCAUCAUGGGCGGAGGCUCAUCCGGCAGUCGGUCGCUCGUUUCGGUGCCGGCUCCGUUCGUCCCGGAGGAACUGGUGACACAGGCACAGGUUGUGCUACAAGGCAAAAGCCGAAAUCUGAUCAUCCGGGAGCUGCAACGGACGAAUCUGGACGUGAACCUGGCGGUGAACAAUCUGCUCUCGCGUGAUGACGAAGGUGGUGACGACACAGAGGAAGGUAGUGACAACUACGUGGCAGAGGAUUUGAUCUCGCUGCUCGAUGGAGGCUUCCACGCCGACAACAGUGUGAUUAUUGAUGCGGAAGCGAUGUUUUCCGAGGAUAUGUUUGGAUUCUCGAACAUUCGGAAUUUGAUGUUAUACAGUCGUGCUCGCAGUGAACGAAAUCAGAACAGCUCGUCGUCGUCGGCCGCUGCUGGUGGAGGUGCAGGAGGAGGAGCAGGAGGAAGCGGUGGCAGUGCUGGCGGAGGAAGUGGCUCUGGAGGCGGCGGAGGAGGAGGAAGCUCGGGCAAUGGAGGAUCUGGUGCCGGCGGUGCAAGUGGUGACGCUGCGUCAGGCCGACAAAGUAGCGGGAGCGCCGCUGGCGUCGGUGGUUCCAGCGGGAAUGGAGUCAACGUUGCAGGUAGCAGUGUUGGCGGAUCGGUAGGAGUCGGUAGCGGUAGCAGUGGAUCCGGAGGUCUCAGCAGUGCCGAACGAGAAGGAUUUGGUCGUUGGCGAGAUAGGCAGUACUUUGGACCGCGCCGGUGGUUCCAGAGUGGCCGCGAAGACGGCUGGGACAAGGAGAGUGUUAAACUUUACUAUUCCCUAGAUCCAAAGAAGAAAGAGUUCGGAUCCGGCUAUCCACUGUGGGUUUCCGACGAACUAGAAGCGUGGCCAGAGAAAGACCAGCCCGUACGCUUCACUGAAAUCGCAUCCCUGUAUUCCGAGUUCAUCGGAGUAACCAGCAAGGGAGAAUUGCACCAAUGGCGUUGGGCUGACGUAGAACCAUAUCGAAGUAGUGAAUCGGUCAAUAUUUUCCAUCCCAAAACGGUCCCCUUGAGUCUGCUAUACGAGAAGGUAAUCCACAUCUCGGCGACUUCCAUUCGUUGCUCGGUGUCCACCGAAAGCGGUCGGAUCGCCACUUGGAUGGACGAAUUGCUUGGCUAUGCUGGAAACAAACUAGAACAUGUCGCCACCAGCUAUCCAGAGUUUGCUUUGGACAAAAUCGUAUCCUUGCAUACGUGCACUUUAUAUACGGUAGCUAGAACUGAGAGCGGCGAACUGUUCUGGUGGGGAGUUCUGCCCUUCGGACAGCGGAAACGCCUCUGGGAUAAAUACAAAGCCAAGGCGAAAAAACCGGUCAGACCAAGCGUGAACACUCCGGAGGUUACUGUCGGUGCACAGGUUUGCAUGAAGAACAGUCCCAUGUAUCAGCACGGUGCCAUCGGAUUUACGAUAUCGAACGGCGUUCCGAAGGUCGGCCAAUUGCUCAACGCGGCCUGGGAUUUGACCAAUAUCUGCCGAUUCAAGCUGCUUUCGAUGUCAACGCUAUCGCAACAGCUUGGGCUGGUAACCGGAACCGGAAAUAAUAAUGCUCCCUUGGGCAAUCUGGCUCCGGUUGUCGAGAAGGAAAAGGCUCCUAGUUCUAAUAGUGGUACCAGUUCGAAGCAGAGCUCCGGCGGAAGCAACAAGGAAACGGCAGAUCGGUUAGAUAUGCCUCCACCUCCAUCGCCGGCAUCGAGUACUUGCAGUGACACCGGCAGCGUGAGCAAUUCCCACAAACGACAAAAGCGAAUGGCCCCGAAGGACGAUUCCGACUCGAAGAAGGAUGAAGAACAGUGGUUGCUAAAGGACGUCAUCUUUGUCGAAGAUGUCCGCUCGGUUCCAAUCGGGCGAGUGCUGAAAGUGGAUGGCGACUAUGCUGCGGUCAAGUUUCCACCAUUGGUCCCGGCGGGAAGUUCCAGUGGCGCCAGUGGCAGUAGCAGUAAAGAUAAGCUUGAUGACAGUAUCGAGGCUUGGCAAGAUUGCCGGCUGCUGCGUAAAGACGAUCUGCAAGUGAUUAAAUCGGCGACCACUUCCCGAGUGCCGGACUGUUUCCAAAAAAUCCCCAGGAGGAUCGUUCUGAAUCCACAUCUGCCGAGUGGGGAAACCGGCUCGCAGCUGUUGACGAUUGCGGUCGAUUCCAAGGGUAUCCAUGCCAUCAUGAGGACCGGAAGCAAGCUGCACUAUUGCUUGUUCAACUUGAACACCGGACGCCAGGAGCAGGACAGCAUUUUCCCAACGGAUAUUGCGUCCUUUUUGGGAAGUUCGCCGUCGAACGUUUCGUUGACCUGUGCGGGCGAUUGUUCGGACAGUGUGUUGCUAUUACGCGACGGAAAUAAUACCAUCUACCCGAUGUCCAAGGAUUGCGUCGAUGCCAUAAGAGAUCCUACGUGGCUGGACUUGCCACCUAUCAAAUGUAUUGCUGCUGCUUCGUUGACGCUUCCUUCGGUUGGGGUAAAUUUGAAAUCGCAGGUAUCGCUUGUGGUGCUGGCUCCGGAACAACAGCAGCUGAUGUCCCGGAUUUUGCGAUGCGAUUUGGAGGGAGUUCGUCACUUACUUGGACAGUUGGAAGGAGAGUUGAAGAGCCAGCUCGUAUCGAUAAUCUCAGAACACACCGACGGAAAUAGAAACAUUGUACAUGCCUGCAUCAGCAUGUGUUCACCAACGUCAAACAAGGACUCUGACCACGAUCCGUUGGCACAGGGUGGAUCCGGAAGUGGUUCCAAUGCAAACAAUGGCUCCGGAGGAGGUUCUGGGUCGAAUUCAGCUGCCCUGGAGUGUAUCAAUGUUAUAACCAAUAACAUGAUGGGUAAUCGUCCGGUGAGCAUCCGAGAGAUCAUGCGUCGCAGUGUCAACCGGGAAAUGGACGCUUCCAACUCCAAUAGUGCCCCGCUUCCUCCAGGAAGUGACGAAGCACCAGGCGGAUCCCUACCGGUUGUGUAUUGGCCACCGGAAUAUGACGUAGCAAGCGGAGAUGAAGACAGCCUGAGUGGUUUGAACACAUCACAUUCGCAGAAAUCAAUGAACGAAACUUACAUUUCGGAUCCCAAUGAACGUCGUGCAAAUGCUCUUCAGAUCGUACAACUACUCUGUGAAAGUCCCAUUUUGCAGCCCUAUCUAAGACAAUUGUUGAGCGCGAAAGACGCCCAAGGACAAACUCCGUUCAUGCUCGCCGUGACCUGUCGUGCCUAUCAGGCCGGACUAAUCGUAUUUAACGCCAUUUUGAAAAUCGCCAACGGUGACUCCACCGUGCGAGAUUCCAUGAUCUUCCCACCGGGAAGUGCUCCGGAUCAAUCACCGCUAGGAAUCCUGUGCUGUAACGAUACGUGUUCCUUCACGUGGACCGGAGCAGACCACAUCAACCAGGACAUCUUCGAAUGUCGCACAUGUGGCCUUACGGGAUCACUCUGUUGCUGCACGGAAUGUGCCAAGGUAUGCCACAAAGGCCACGACUGCAAGCUGAAACGUACUUCUCCGACGGCCUAUUGCGAUUGCUGGGAAAAAUGCAAAUGCAAAGCGUUGAUAGCCGGAAAUCAAACGAAACGUUACGAGCUGCUCUGUAAAAUUGCCACUGAUACCGAUUUGGUCACAAGAUUCAAUUCCCGCGGGGAAUCUAUCCUCCUGUUUCUGAUUCAAACCGUGGGUCGCCAAAUGGUUGAACAGCGUCAGUAUCGAGCCACUUCCCGGGUACGUAACUCAUCCGGAAGCGCUCGGAAAACUCCCUCCUUGGACACGGAAAGCGAUAUGCCGGAACAUGACUUGGAACCGCCUCGUUUCGCGCGGAAAGCACUGGAUCGCCUUUUGAACGAUUGGCCAGCGGUUCGCUCAAUGAUUAUGACUGGAGCCGAGCUGGAGAAACCUAUAGUCCCGAAUGCCAACCAGCAACCGUUCUACGACGACGACAAUCAGCAGGUGUAUCUGCAGUCGCAAAGCGGAACCACUCUACUGGACAAGUUCACCCACAGUUUGAUUGUCCGAUGUAGCAGUGACCCCUUGGAAAAGCUGCUCGUCACGCUGGUCAACGAACUGCAAAACGACACCAUCUCGGGACGGAUCGAGGAAGCGCAGAAAGUUGCCCGGCGUUUUGUCCGUUCGGUUGCUCGAGUAUUUGUCAUCUUCAGUAUCGAGCGUUUCCACAAUCCGGAAAAGUCCAGGAACUCUACGACACAAACCAAGCACCUACAGGCGUAUCGCCGUGUGUUCACCACCUUGUUCAAGUUUGCCAUCGAGGAACUAAUCGAGAUAUCCGAUGCGUUGAUUACGCCGGUUCGAUUGGGUGUGGUCAAACCGACGGCACCGUUUUCACUGUCGUCCAACAGUAUCGAUAGCACUGAUGAUCUAUUCUCCGUGGAACCGCUGGCUCCUCCAACGAAUCGCACCGUAAACAUAGCUGAUAUCUCCACCACCAGCUCGCGUGGUGAUGUAACCGAGAACGAGCGUAGUUCGAACUCUGGUUUUAUGUCCCGAAUCAACCUGCGUCUGCGCGACAUUGAGGACAACAACGACGUGGAUGCGAUGGCCCAAGACGACGGAGAGACAUCCGAGCAGGAGGAGAUGUCCGAACGGGAACAACCUCCUCCGAGGAGAAGUUCCAGCGUUCGGGCCGUUUCGAAUUCGGUGCCCAUCAAUGCCAAUGAGGAAGAGUCGCAGGAUCCCCUGCGAAACGAAGAGGCUGCCCAAGGCGAAAGUGAUACGGAGUUUAACUUCCACGAGGCAGAGACGGAGUCAGAUUCGGAUGAUAACCAGAGUACGCAGGAUGCCCAGCGAAGCGUCCAGACGGGAGCCACCGCCGGGUCGGACACAGGUCAUGCGUGGAUGUUCGAAAACGAAGACGACUCCGGUGACUCGAGCCAACCGGAUGACGAAGGUUCCGAGGACGGCGAAAGUGACGACCACUCUCACGAGGACUUUAGCUUGGCAGAUGAACAGCUGGAACGUAGACAAACGUCCGGAGGAAAUCAGCGGACAAAUCUUGCGCCACAGUCGAUGCAGUGGGCCAUCCGUAGCCGGGAAACCACCGGUCCGGAACGAGUCCGACUAACAACCGGUGGAUCAAAUUUGGUGUUCAUCGAUCCGAAUGCAUUGCGCCGUACAACGGCUGCUAGUGCCGCAGUAUCUGCCGCUCAACAGCAGGAAUCUCCAACGAUGACGACCACGGCCAGCGCUUUAGCACGCGCAUUCGGAAUUGUGCUAAGACAGAUUUCCGACUUGAUUGGAAUGCUACCGACCAGCUUCUCUGGAUCAUCGUCAGCGCUAGAUGUGACCCACCAGGAGGCGGUUCAGUUACAGAUGUACGUCGAGAAACGUCUCAAACCGACCUGGGAUUGGAUUCUGACGGUGAUGGAAGCUACGGAAGCACAACUUAGAUUCGGAGCCUCGCUCACCGAUUCCACAGAUCCGACACAUCCGCUGCAUCCCCUCAAUACACCGAGCACAUCGUCCUCCAGCAACAACAAUCCCACCUCAUCCGGAGGUGUGAUGGGUGUCCUUGCAGGCAGUAGAAAUCGUACCACAAUCACCACCCUCGGCGCAACCACCGCGCGAAGUCUCGGAUUUAGCGAUAGCACCAAUAACGAGAGAAGCUCGCGCGAUGGUGGUUCAUCGUCGGAUGCCGCUUCGAGUCGUCGCGAUUUCCUGACCUACUGUCUGUCGUUGAUGCGUGCCCACAAUUCGGAACAUCGUGAUUUCCUGCCGGUGCUGGAUGUGACGGCACUUCGCCAUGUCGCUUACGUACUGGACGCCAUCCUGUUUUACAUGCGUGCAACGAACGACUGCGACAUUGAUCGCACCACGACGGGUUCCAACGUUUGGGACGACCAGGAUGAGAAUGAAAACGAAGACGCCGAGGAGGACAUUUCCACCUCAAUCGUGAUGGACACCGAUUCGGUGGAUGACGACCUGAUGCGACCUUCUCUGGGUCGUCGUCAUUCGUUCUUCCAGCGGUCCGAUUCAACGCUCUGUCUUGGGUGUCCGGCACCGGAUCCGUUCAACAGUCCUCUGGCGGAGGCUUUGCCUUUGGCCGAUCAGCCACAUCUGCUGCAACCCAACGCUCGGCGAGAGGAAUUGUUCGGCAUGCCAAAGCGUCCCAUAACCCUUUCGCAGAACUCGCAACCUGGCGAGUCCAAUGUUAAUCUGGAGGUUCCACCGGUCAGAUUGAGCUUGUCAUCGACAAAUCGGAAUGACAGUUUCAGCUCUUCUUCCGGCAGUUCCACUUUGAAUUCCAGCAAUGUCGAGACCGUCGCAAUGGAAAUUUACCAAGAUGAAAACUCCCAGGAAAAUAAACCUUCAGGAUCUGGCAGCAAUGCGGUGGAAAUCUCCAUUCCGGUCAGCAUCUACCAGGAUUCCAAACAGCACAAAACGACGAUUGUGGUCAAGCCAAGCGGCGAAGCCAUUUCACCCAUCAAGGAGAUCACCGUUGGUUCGGAAGUAGAACCAAAAGCAGGUCCAUCGUGUGAGCAGUCGCAAUCGCCGAAGCCUCCGCCACCUCCACCACCGAUCGCUUCCGGAUCCGGAUCCGGGGACAACUACUACAAGAAAAAUCGCCUGUUCUACAUCAAGAACAAAUACAACGAAGAGUCCGACGUGGAGGUCGAUGAGGUUAGUAUCAGCUCGGAUGAACCGCAGGAUUUGUCACAGUCACUAAUCAAAAUUGACGUGGACACCGAUCAGGAUCACGACGAACUGUCCGAGUCGGACUCGGAGGACGGACCCCAACUGUUGGUCAAGCGGCAAAAACUCGACGAAGAGGGCGCAAUCAAUGACGACGGAUCGCUGGUCGUUGGCCAACCGCAGGACGCAACUGCUUCAUCGAUUCGCCCACCGAUCAUCGUGACCAGACGGAAGGUGUCCAUCGAAGCGGCCCAGCAAGGCGGAAGCGGUUCCGAAGGAUCGUCAGCUAUCGUUACGGCGCAGGGAAGCUCUGGAACUCUCACCGAUCAGCAGCAGGGAACAAUUACGUCCUUUGUGACGUAUACCACUUCCGGAAGCCAGGUCACCGUAUCGACGGGAUCCGCAGCCAGCGGUUCGCCCGGAAAGAGCGUCAUCGUACGAGCUGGACCUUCAUCGUCCUUUUCGCCAUCGGCCAGUGCCAGCGCGGCUGAGGUGAUUCAGCAUGCCGAAGCGAUGGACCUUCAGGAGAUAUCCGCUCACGUAACGGUUGAAACCACCCCGAACGUUCAACAAACAGUGCAACCGGAACUGCCACCGCGUGGAAUCUAUCUCCGUUCGGGCAACAGUCAGGGUCCGCUAAAUUCUUCGAUUCUUUCGGAUAUUCUGCUCGGCCGUUGGCGUUUGUCGUUGAUUCUGUUCGGCAGGGUGUUCUUGGAAGACGUAGGUGUCGAACCGGGUAGUGUUAUCUAUGAACUAAACGGAUUCCCUGUGAAAGAGGCUAAAUUUAGACGCUAUAUGGAAAAGCUGAGGAACGCUCAACAGAAAGAUCUCACAUUGUCCAAAAUGGAGCGCAAUAGGGCGGCUUUGUUGACGCAAACUUUCAAAGAACUGAACACCCAUUACAACAACCGAAGACUUCAAUCGCCGUUGGCUUUCUCACGGGUGAAAGUAACCUUCAAAGACGAACCAGGUGAAGGUUCCGGCGUGGCCCGAAGUUUCUACACAUCGAUAGCGGAAGCUCUGUUAGCGAACGAAAAGCUGCCCAAUUUGGACGCGGCACAAUCCGGAUCUGCUAAGUACACUUCAGUUCCGUUCAACACCAUGAUGCAACGUAGUCGCGGAACAAGCAGUAGCGGCAGUGGAAGCGGUACUUCCGGUGCCGGCGGAAGCAGUAGUGCUAGUAGGGAUUCGAAUGUUAGACGGGGACUUUCCAGCAAACAACCACUCUGGAGGCCGAAUCGUGAAUCUCGCAAAACGCUCAACUACGACGCUAGACCGUUCCGACCAGCGAGCGAACAGGUGCAAGGAUCUGCCGGCGGAGUUGGUGGUAACAACAGCCCACCUUUCCUGCACAUCAACGAUAGUCUACCGGCGCAUCAACAGCAGCUGGGUGAACGGUUAUAUCCCAAAGUACAAGCUCUGUAUCAGAACAACGCCCCCAAAAUCACCGGAAUGCUGUUGGAUCUCCCAGCAACGCAAAUCCUAAUGCUCCUUGCUUCGGAGGAAAGCCUUCGACAGAAAGCCAAUGAGGCGCUGGAAAUUAUUCUCAGCCGACAGCGGCUCGAAAUAGAUAAUCUCAGCGUAGGUGGAGGAUCGUCCUCUUCGGGGACGGCCGGCGGAAGUUCUGUAGAUCAGCAGGCGGGUAGCAGCUCCGGUUACUCGAGUGCCGGCUUGUCCAAGAAGAGCGGCCCGGUGCUGAUCUUGGAAGAUUGUCAAUUGGAUGCUCCGCUGUUCUACUCGCCCGGAAAGCGCGGAUUCUACAGCCCUCGGCAGGGUUACCCAUCGAGCGAACGAUUGAACGCAUUUAGGAAUGUCGGAAGAUUGAUUGGCCUUUGCCUGUUGCAAAACGAGCUGUUCCCGUUGUUCCUGCAACGUCACGUACUGAAGCACAUCCUCGGUCGUCACAUCCGUUUCCACGAUCUGGCGUUCUUCGAUCCGGUCGUGUACGAUUCCCUGCGGCAGCUGGUCAAGGAUUCGCACACCAAGAGUGGCAUCAGCAUUCUGCAGAGUUUGGAGUUGAACUUUGUUAUCGAUCUUAUCCCGGAGGAGGGCUCGGGUUCGGUGGAGAUUGCGCCCGGUGGCCGAGACAUCCAGGUGAACGAAACCAAUGUGUUCGAUUACGUGCGGAAGUACGCCGAGUAUCGUAUGAUCAAGACGCAGGAGAAGGCAUUGGAUGCGAUACGGUCGGGUGUGUUUGAUGUGCUCCCGGAUACGGCACUGGACCAACUGACGGCGGAGGAUCUGCGGCUGCUGUUGAAUGGCGUUGGUGAUAUUCACGUCGGUACAUUGAUCUCAUACACUUCGUUCAACGACGAAUCGAACGAAAGCAGUGACAAGUUGCUGAAGUUCAAACGGUGGCUCUGGAGCGUCGUGGAAAAGAUGAGCAACCUGGAGCGGCAAGAUUUGGUCUACUUCUGGACCGGAUCGCCUGCCCUGCCCGCCUCCGAAGACGGCUUCCAGCCGAUGCCAUCGGUUACGAUUAGACCGGCCGACGACGCCCAUCUCCCCACGGCGAACACCUGCAUCUCCCGGCUGUACAUCCCGCUCUACUCCAGCAAGGCGGUUCUCCGACAUAAGCUGCUACUGGCGAUAAAAACGAAAAACUUUGGAUUCGUUUAAGAGAUGAUUGCCCCUUUCGAAUCAUCAAGAGAAUGGAGACUAAACACCACGCCCCCUCAGCACCUAUUUAGCCUGUUGUACCAAAUUGUUGUUUGGACCAGUGAUAUAUGAAGAAGAAACAGAAAGAGAUAACUAUAGCCAACCCCCCUAAGAAGUGUGCACGCACGAUCAAUGAAAUUGACGAACGAGCUGUAUUUCCGUAUACAACUUUUCAUUCCGCUUCUUUUGUAUGUAAAUAGAUAUAUUCGGUUGAUUGGCGUUUGAUUUGCAAAUUAAAAACCUACGUUUUACUGAAACUCCGCUUUUGCAGUUGCGAUUUGUCGUGUAAAAUACAUAAAACUCAAGCAAAGAUACACCCUCGGUGAUUAUAUAUUAGACUAACACGAUACUCGGAGAACGGAGAGAAACAAUGGGCGAAGAGCAGUUCUACCAACCUUGUGGAAGCAAGCAAAAAAGCAGUAAUAAGACACGCGUUCACUUAGUUGUGCGUCUCUGGCCUCCUGGAGUUGCCUCCGGGGCGAGUCGAAGCAAAGCAGCAUAAAAGCUACUCAAUGAUGUGUCGCGUUUUAAUGUGAUUGAAUCAUUUAUAUAUUCGAUAUAAAUGCAUCUUUAAGUAAAUUUAUAUAUAUUUAUCAUAUACAAGGAUACACAAUUACUAUUACUACAACUAAACUACUAUUACCACUAUCCUAAGCGCAAAGAUCUUUAUCAAAAUCACCGCUAACUAGACAGGCAGACAUCGUAGAUAGAAUUACAUAGGUUCAGUUCUAAUGUUAAAUUAGCAAUCGAAUUAUGAGACCACAGAAAGUAAAGAGGGUGUGCUGAUAGGGGAUGCAGCAGCCACAACGCUGACCAACUCAGGCGAACGCGUUUCCGGAAGAGUUUUACCACUGGGCCAAGUGCGUACGGCUCUCUCCGAAUUGUAUUGACCCCAACAUUGUAGCUUGAGAAAAUAAAUCAGCAUUCAGUAGCUGCAACCUCGAUCGUAGAACCAAUUAUUUUGUUAUCAUUCUUAUUGAACGUUCUUUCUAUUAAGUUUCAACGAUAGAGCAAAACAUUUUUUUUGUUUAGUAAUUUAUAUCAUACUAUUAUUAUUAUUGUAACACGGCAUUCUUCAUUAUUUGUUGAAAAGCUUUCGGUUCUUUAUAUUCUUCUGUUUCAUUUGCAAAUUAACCAGCAAACAUCCAUAGUCUCACCUAAAACGCUGCUAAAGCACACCUACGCAGCACAUCAUACAGUCGAUGUACCUAUCUAUACCACGCAGCAGCAGACACCACGUGACACCGAGGAAGAGACGACAAGUCAGUCCUAGAGUAAUAAUCAAACGGAACUCCCCGCCCGCCCUCUGUCUGUUAACUCUCUCUCUCACACACACAACACAUGCGCACUGUACUAGAAUGGUGUUUAAUCGGAAAUGAUAUCAAACUGUUACAACUCAAAACAAGAUACAAUACAAUAAGCCAACUGAACUAUUAAUUCGUAAUUUCAAAGAAAUACAUUUUAAACACAUGUAAAACACA
This is a messenger RNA of Aedes albopictus (Asian tiger mosquito), 11698 nucleotides long. RefSeq names its product E3 ubiquitin-protein ligase hyd (gene hyd). The record is from RefSeq and is a predicted model, not a curated record. Gene Ontology annotation, biological process: positive regulation of canonical Wnt signaling pathway; protein polyubiquitination. Lineage: Eukaryota; Metazoa; Arthropoda; Insecta; Diptera; Culicidae. The transcript is spliced from 16 exons. The coding region runs from base 504 to 10178 and encodes 3224 amino acids. Gene Ontology annotation, cellular component: nucleus; cytoplasm. Gene Ontology annotation, molecular function: ubiquitin-ubiquitin ligase activity; ubiquitin binding; RNA binding.